Molecule: messenger RNA, 981 nt
Organism: Trypanosoma grayi
Lineage: Eukaryota; Euglenozoa; Kinetoplastea; Trypanosomatida; Trypanosomatidae
Exons: 1
Coding region: 1-981 (326 amino acids)
Source: RefSeq, a predicted model, not a curated record
AUGCCAGGAGGCAGGGCUUCUGCCGAUGCUGCCAAUGUUGAGGUACUGUCUCAAUCUGGAAGGUGCUUUGGAGGGGGCGAGGCUGCCACCCACCCGCAGUACUUGGAUACCUCUAGUAAUGAUGUCGUUAAGGAGCUUGAGUUGCGUGCCCGUGAAGCUGGAUUCCAUUUGGAACGAUUCGUUGAAAACAAGGCUCCCAUCAGCCUACAAGGGCUGUGGACUUGGAUUGGGACAGUGCUGAUAAUUAUUAUGGUUGGCGCGGCCAAAAAGAUAUGGCGAUUCCCAGAAGGGUUCGAGGAUAGAGAAGCGUCAGGGCAUCACACGCAAAAAGCCAUGGAACAGCAUGGUGUGGCUCAAAGAGACGAGAUCAGUGAGAAGCGCAGCGGAGCUUCCCUUGCAGACAACCCGGCAAACGAGAGCAAGGGCGGACUAAGAAAUGCGAAACCUAUCAUAGGGGGUGACUCUGUGAGAGGAUUCCCGGCUGUAGACGGUGCGAAAAAGGAUGACCAUUAUGCUUUCCAGAAUAGUUCCCGUGCUGGGCCACCAAGGCCAGGUGCAGGAAUGUUGAACGCACCGCAGCACGGGGCAGCUUCCUCGCAGCGGUCGCCGCCACCGGGUGACGUUACCGGACUGACACCACCUCAAGCACCCUUCUCUUCCUCUGGUGGUGACCGCCAUGCUCCGCCGCUUGCUGGGCCACCACGGCCAGGUGCAGGAAUGUUGAACGCACCGCAGCACGGGGCAGCUUCCUCGCAGCGGUUGCCGCCACGGAAUGACGUUGCCGGACUGACACCACCUCAAGGACCCUUCUCUUCCUCUGGUGGUGAGAAUGACAAUGAGGUGUCUCCUAGUGGGGCACCGGAUUUUCCGCAGCAUGGUUUUGCGGACAUCGUCACACCUCCGAAGGGUGAUUUUGGGAGUGCGGAAUCAGGUGAGUUUCUGGGCGAACUCCAGAACCUGUUUCUCCAAAGGUGGUCGUAA